AUGUAUUCGAAUGCCUACUAUGCCGGCAACAACAGCCGCCCAGGUCAGCCCCCCUAUGGCCAACAGCCACCACCACAACAGCAGCACCAACAGCAGCCUUUCCCUGGCUAUUCCCAGCCUCAGCAACAGAAUCUCCAGCCAGGGCCCUUCAUACCCCAACCGACCGGCUAUGCGGGCAACCAGAUGCAGCAAAUGAAUGUGCCGAUGCAACAACCACAGCCCACUGGGUUUCCUGCCGGUGGCCUUCAACCCUUUCAACCCCAGUUCCCCGGCUUCCCUCCUCAAAACCAGCAGCCUACUCCGAUGGCACCUCAGCAGCAGCAGCAGCAGCACCAUCAGCAGCAGCAGCUCUCGGCGCCUCAACCUAUGCCCCCUGCCCAACAAACGGGCCACACUUCGUCGCAGAUCGCGCAAUCGUUUCAACAACCGUCAGGCCCGGCUCCUUCAGUGACACAUCAUGGUGCUUUAGGUUCCAAAAUUCCAAAUAUGCGCCUUUCUUUUAUCACCGCUCAGGAUCAGGCGAAGUUUGAACAGCUUUUCAAAUCUGCUGUGGGGAAUAAUCAGUCGCUAGAUGGAGAGACGGCAAAGGAUCUGCUUCAGCGCUCCAAGCUGCCUGGAAGUGACCUUUCCAGAAUCUGGGUGCUCUCUGAUACCACGAAAUCGGGCCGUCUCCUUUUCCCCGAGUUCGCAUUGGCAAUGUACCUGUGCAACUUGAAGCUAACGGGAAAAGAACUCCCAUCCACUCUCCCUGAACGGAUAGCGAAUGAAGUCUCCAGCAUGGUCGAUAUGAUAUCCUUUGCCGUCCCGGAUGAUGCACCAGCAUCGGCUCCCAAGACAAACGUUCCAAAUUUUGAUGCUCCCCUCAUGCAAAACGUGUCUGCACCGCCUGCACCCCAGCAUCCUCAACCCCAACAGGCUUCUAAUACUCAGCUUCUAUCCCAAUUGACUUCACAGCCGACCGGAUUCUAUAACCAAACUACAAGCUUUCAGAUUCCUACAAUUGUGCAACCUCAACAAACUGGCUUUCCCGGUCAGAAUACUGGCCUCCACCCACAGCAAACUGGGUUUACGAAUAACCCUCAGCCAACUGGUUAUAGCGGACUGCGACCUCCAAUGCCCCCCAUGCCGGCUGAAUUUGGUUCGGCCCUUUCACCUUCCCAGACCGGACUUGGUCCGCAGAACGCUCAACCAACUGGUGUCCCCGGGCAGUGGGGUUUUGUCAAUGCCCCUGCAACUGGAUUGCCCAACAUUGAAGCGUUGAAACAGCGAUUAAUGCCUCAGUCUGGUCGUGAAGGCGGGUUCACGACUCAGGGUCUUUCAGGGAACGCGACGAUUCCAUGGGCAGUGACGAAGGAUGAAAAGAAGAUUUAUGACCAGCUUUUUAGAGCGUGGGAUGGGCUCAAUAAGGGGUUUAUUGGUGGUGAUGUUGCAAUCGAAAUCAUGGGCCAAAGUGGUUUGGAUCGCCAGGAUCUUGAGCGCAUCUGGACGCUGUCAGACCCGAGUAAUCGGGGAAGGUUGAAUAUGGAUGAGUUCGCUGUAGCGAUGCAUCUGAUAUACCGGAAACUCAACGGAUACCCUGUACCCAAUAGACUUCCGCCUGAACUUAUCCCUCCAUCAACGAGGAACUUGGACGACUCUAUUGGAACCGUCAAGUCCCUUCUCUCUCAGGAUGCGGAAUCCCGCAAGUCCUCUGGCGCAUUUUUACAGCCUCAACAGACGGGCGUUAGUUAUUUGAAAAACCACUCUUUCCGAAGCGGAUCCGCAUCGCCUGGUGUUGGUCGAAAAGAUGCAACAGUUUUCAAAAACAACGACGACGCCAUUGGUUAUAGGUCAAGCGCCCGCCGCCGUGUUGGCGGGAGUAGCCCCUCACCCACCCCGUCACCCGCCUCCGAGCGAGCCGAUGAAGAUAUUUCACUCGAGCAGCUGAAAAAGAAGAUCCGCGAGACGAAGAUCAUGUUGGAUGCUACUGAUUUCCAGGACGAGAAUCGCGCUGAGGAAGAAGAGGCGCUUAACCGGCGAGAUCGUAAGGAAGCUGAGUCGCUCAUGGAAAGAAUCCGACGCGUUCAGGAUGACAUCGACACCGAUUCCAAAGCUCCUUUCCGCAACACAGACUCUGGCGCUGAGCGCCGUGCGCUUCGCAGACAGCUCCAGUCGUAUCAGGACCAACUGCCUGAAAUAGCUUCGAGUGUCCGAAAGGUCGAACGGAACAUUGCCGACGCCAAGCUCGAAUUGUUCCGGUUGAAGGACGCAAAGGCCCAUCCUAAUUCUGCCUCUACGAUUGUUGGAACGGGUCCAGGUGGCGCCGUUACUGAAUCUGACCGUAUCAAAGCCCGCGCGCGUGCGAGGAUGCAGGCCAGAGCUGCGGAGUUGGCCGGCAGACCGCCACCGUCUACGGGUGAUGAUGAUGCAGCUGCUGCGCGACGGCUGGAAGAGGAGGCUUCCAGUGUCAAGGCUGAGCAGGAGCGGAAUGAGGCUAUGACGAAAGAUGUGGAGGAGAGUGUUAAGGAGUUCACGCGUAGUCUUGAGGAUGGACUUAAGGAGGUUGAUGAGAAUUCUACGCUGGAGCAUGAGAGGAGGCGGUGGGAGGAGGCGCUUGGUGUUGAGGAUAUGAUUCGCGAUUUCAUUUAUGAUUUGCAGCGGGGAAGUAGGACGGCGAAGGUUCGGAAGGAAGAGAAUGCUUCUGCUGCAAGAUCUCAGUCGUAUAACCUAAACAAUAAUGCAUCGCCUAAUGGCAAAGCUGCCACUACGCGACCAUCACCACCAGCUUCCACUGCUUCAACCUCAUCUCUUACCGGCCUUACGCAUCAAGAACGUGUGGCAUCAGCCAAGGAACGAGCACAGAAACGAAUUGCCGAGCGAAUGGCAGCUGCAGGCCUCAAGCCAAGUACAGACGGAGGCGAAACUCUCCUCGAACGCCAGGAGCGAGAGAAGCGUGAACGAGAGGAGAGGCGUAAACGGGCGGAGGAAGAAGAUGCCAAGCGAGAGCAGGAGAGGCAGCGUCGUAUUGUUGAAGAACAGAAUAGUCCGCUGGUCAAACCUACUAACAAGAAACCACCUCCGCCUCCCUCGCGCAAGGGUAGGACUGAUAGUACCGGCCAUCUAGAGGCUAAGAAGGUUGUGGAUAUUGAGAAACUUGUUAGAGUGAAUGCGGAGUCGGAAGAGAGGGAACGUUCGCUUCGAGAUGAACAGCAGGCUCAGGAGGCGGAAAGUCGUCGUUUAGAGGCUGAGGCUAGAGAACAAGAGGAGGAGCUUGCACGAGAGCGGGAAGCUGCCCAAACUCGUCUCAAGGCGUUGGAAGAGCAAGUUAAGCAGGGCAAGAUUAAGAAGCAGGAGGAAAAGCGCCGAAAGGCACUUGCUGUGAAAGAAUCUCAGGAAAAGGAAGCGCGGCUUGCUGCGCAACGUGCGGAGAUUGAAGCUGCACAUGCGCGGGAGAGAGAACUCCAGCGACAGCUUGAGGGCCUGGAUGAGGAAUCGUCAGAUGACGAGUGUGCUGUUGAAGUCACGCCGCAGAACAGCACCCCUAUGCAAAGCGCUGCUCCCCCUCUAUCUACAACCGCCCAACCGCCACCACCUGUAACCGUGCCGCGUCCUGCCACUCCUCCGGCUGUAUUUGAACCAGACUCUGGGCCACCACCAGCUCCAAAUGCGGCAUUUGCAAGUCCGAAAUCGGUCAAACAGAGCGCUGCUGCAGAUACAGAAUCGAAGAACCCAUACUUCGGCAAGUUCAGCCACUCUGACACUCAGCCGGGCUUCCACACGCCACCAGAACAAAUUGCAGAUCCUCUGGCGGCUGCUGUAGCUGCACCCACAACCACACCCGCCCCUCCAAAGACAGAAAUCCAAUCCACGAACCCCUUCCACCGCCUAGCGCAGCAGCAGGAGAGCCAGAAAUCCGCCUUCACAGCAACACCCCUCCCAGGAUCGCUAGGGCGUAAAUCUCGCGCCCGCCCAGAAGACGAUGAAUGGUCUGUCGCUGAAUCCGAAAACUCCUCCGAUGACGACGACGGUCGAGCGGCCGGUGGCAGCGCGAAGCAUCUUGCCAGCAUUCUCUUUGGCACCAUGGGUCCUCCCCGUCCCAUCAGCGCGGCGGAUGAGAAAGCAGAAUCGAAACCUGCCACACCCGCGCAGGCAAGUCCCGUUGCUGCACCACCACCACCACCCCCGCCGCCUCCUGCGGCACCACCCGUGCAAGCCCAAGGUGUAGAAGACGACGACGAUGAUGAUGACGAAGCGGAAUUCCAAGACGCACCGUCUAUGCCUCCACCUCCUCCACCCCCUGCGCCAUUCGCAGAGGCACCAUUUUCGCCCCCUCCACCUCCACCACCAGUUCCCAGCGGUGCCGCACCACCCGCACCACCCCCACCUCCACCACCAGCAGGCCCGACUGGUGCUCCUCCUCCUCCGCCACCUCCACCAGUGGCUGGUGUGUCUCCUAUGCCUACGAUUCCGAAGGUUGGUGGUGGCGCCGUUGGAGGGGACGUUCGAGGGGCGUUGUUGGCGAGUAUACAGGCUGGGAAGGGGUUGAGGAAGGUGGAGACGAAGGAUCGGAGUGCGGCUGCUGUGUCGGGGAGAGUUCUUUAG
Molecule: messenger RNA, 4581 nt
Organism: Paracoccidioides brasiliensis Pb18
Product: actin cytoskeleton-regulatory complex protein PAN1
Exons: 5
Coding region: 1-4581 (1526 amino acids)
Molecular function (GO): actin binding; calcium ion binding
Source: RefSeq, a predicted model, not a curated record